Messenger RNA from Penicillium odoratum, 939 nucleotides. Its product is annotated as putative peroxisomal dehydratase. NCBI's taxonomy places the organism in Eukaryota, Fungi, Ascomycota, Eurotiomycetes, Eurotiales, Aspergillaceae. The transcript is spliced from 5 exons. The record is from RefSeq and is a predicted model, not a curated record. Gene Ontology annotation, cellular component: peroxisome. The coding region runs from base 1 to 939 and encodes 312 amino acids.
AUGUCUGCCCCUGGAGCUGGUCACGAAUUUCCUCCCCAAGAUGUCUCUUGGCAGAAGCGCGAUGUCUUACUCUUCGCCAACAGCAUUGGCUGCAAAGCUGACGAGCUUCAGUUCCUCUACUUCUUGCAGGAGUUACACCCUAACUUCUCUGUCUUCCCGACUUACCCGCUCAUUCUUCCUUUUAAGCUCACCGAUCAGGAAGUGACUGAUUUCUAUGCACGCCAAAAGGCCACCCACAUUCCUGGUGUUCCGAAGCUAGAUCACCGCCACGGUGUCGAUGGCCAGCGUAAGAUUACUGUCCUGAAGCCCCUCCCUCCUACUAGCGCUGGACGGAAGUUCGAACUGCGCAGCAAGGUCAUCGGUGUCUAUGACAAGGGCAAGCCCGGUACUGUCAUUGAGACAGAGCAAUCCAUUGUGGACAAAGAAAACGGCGAGGUUUACUCCAAGGUCCUGUCUAGUGGUUUCCUAGUUGGACAGGGUAACUGGGGCGGUCCUAAAGGUCCCGCUACUGUCAACUUCCCCCCUCCCGAGGGAAAGACUCCCGAUGCUGUGCACGUCGUCCAGACUAACAUGGAGACCGCACACUUGUACCGACUGAACGGAGACUACAACCCUCUCCACGCCACCCCAGAGCCAGGCCAGAAAAUGGGCUUCGGCGGUAUCAUUAUUCACGGUCUGUUCAGCUGGAACUCCUCUGCACAUGGUAUUCUACGCCUCCUGGGUGGUGGGGAUCCGGCGAACCUGAAGGAAUUCCAGGCUCGCUUCGCGUCGCCUGUUCGUCCCGGUGAUAAGUUGACGACUGAGAUCUGGCGCCUCGGUAAUGCGGGAGCCGAUGGCUUUGAGGAGAUUCGCUUUGUUACCAAGAACCAACAUGGUAAGGCUGUUUUGAGCAAUGGGCGCUGUUUGUUGAAGGUUACUAGCCCUAAGAGCAAGCUGUGA